UAUAGCGUGUGCUAUUUUGUUUAACUACAACUUUAAAAUGUCUGCAACAGAUAUAAUUCCUCUGACAUGCAAUCAUGAGCGAUAUGAAGAUACUUAUUACAAUGCGUUCUAUAAGAUCGCCCAGAAGGAGUUCCUUGUUGAAAAGGUGAGUCAAUACUUCGACACCAAAGUGAUGAAGAUUCUGACUGAUGCAUUUGACCGUGAUGAACAGUUUAGUCUCCUGAGUGUUGGAGUAGGAGAAGGUCCUCAUGAAUUUCACAUUUUGAAGAGUCUUCAAACAUUCUAUGCAUCCAUAAGCAGUGUUUCAGUGGAUCCUAAUGAGAGUAUGGUACAAACCUUCAAAGAUAGAGUGGCUUCAUUGAAUGUCGAUAAGAAACCUUCCAUUACCUCUUUAUCUUUCAAUGGUUCCUUAACUGAAUUCAUGACGACUAGCACCUUGGCAACAACCAAGUACCAUCUUAUCACCUCCAUCCACUCACUGUAUUACACCGAUGACCUUCAGACGACCUUCUCACAGUUGACAUCCAUGAUGAAAGACAAUGGACUCAUCAGCGUAGUUUGUAAGAAAGGUGACCUUAUCUCCAAAUCAUUCAGCAAAUUUGCAUGGUUAACAGAAGCUAUUAAGACAAUCAAAUCGCUAACUUCGACGGAUGUUAAAGAAUUCGCUGAGAGUCAAGGCUUCAAUGUCAUCUCAUCAGAUGUUAUCAUGCAGUGGGACAUCACUGAAGUGUUUGACGACCGGUCUGACUUUGGUAACAAACUCUUGGAUUUCUUCUCACAGGCAGCUUAUUUUCGACAGACAGCGCCCUCUGAGAUGGUGGAUGAAUUGAUGAAUUUCUGGCGCUCAAUUUCAACCGAGGAUGAAAAUGGGCGAAUGCUAUCGCCUUGUCAUGAUGAAAUACUUGUCAUCUCAAAAUAACUAUAGGUCCAUUGGCCUUUAAGGUGAAACAUGUAUUUGGUAGAAACGACAU
Molecule: messenger RNA, 971 nt
Organism: Lytechinus pictus (painted urchin)
Lineage: Eukaryota; Metazoa; Echinodermata; Echinoidea; Temnopleuroida; Toxopneustidae
Product: histamine N-methyltransferase B-like
Exons: 3
Coding region: 38-919 (293 amino acids)
Source: RefSeq, a predicted model, not a curated record